Molecule: messenger RNA, 3864 nt
Organism: Carassius carassius (crucian carp)
Lineage: Eukaryota; Metazoa; Chordata; Actinopteri; Cypriniformes; Cyprinidae
Product: CDK5 and ABL1 enzyme substrate 1-like
Exons: 10
Coding region: 133-1737 (534 amino acids)
Biological process (GO): regulation of cell cycle; nervous system development
Cellular component (GO): cytosol
Source: RefSeq, a predicted model, not a curated record
CUGUACACACACAGUGAAACACAGCAGCCACUUAAAAGCCAACGCCAUGGCUCUUUGACCAGCAAUUUCACCCCACAUCCAAACAUCACUAUGAACCCUCUCCGUUGACAAACACGCACUAUCCCACGCGUAAUGGCGAGCGCGCUGCAGUUGAAGCCCUCCAGUCUGGAGCACACACGGAAGCGCGUAAUAGAUCCACGACGGAGACAAGCUGCACUCUCAUUCCUCAGCAACAUCUCUCUGGACGGACGACCCGUGCAGGAUGACGGGGAGAAUCAGACCGAGGAUGAGGAUAGCCCUAGGACUAGACAGAGCCUGGUUUCUGCAGUGGGCCAGCAGGCAUUUGCCGCAGCAGCGAGCCAGGCUCUCGGCAGUGCCCGAGCUGCUGGUUUACUGGUAGGGAUCACGGGUCCCAGCGCGGCGGCCGCUGCUGCUGCUGUUGCUCCUCCUCCAGCUUGCGGAGCGGAUGCGGAGGAGGAUGUGUGCGGCUCUGAGGUGCUCCAGUCCGUGUUCAGCUCCCCCUUUUCAGCAGUGCCACCGGCUACGAGAGGGAGACUUCAGACGUACACUCAGGGAGUCCUGCCUGUGUCCUACACCAGGCAGUCCAGCCAGAACUACUGCGGUCUAGAUGGAGGGCAGAUAGCCAACUCUGCCCUGGAACUGCAGAGAUCCAGGCGAAGACUAAUAUCCCAGCGUUCCUCACUGGAGACUCUGGAGGAUAUUGAGGAGAACGCCCCUCUACGCAGAUGCCGAACUUUAUCUGGUUCACCCCGACCAAAGAGUUUCAAGAAGGUCCACUUCAUCAAAAACCUAAGACAACAUGAUAUGCGCAAUGGAAGGAUAGUCCUUAUCAGUGGCAGAAGAUCCUUCUAUAGUGUUUUUUCUGUCCUGCCCUAUCGAGAUUGUAGCCAAACAGGGGAUGUGAAGGCAGAAAGCGGACGUCAACGACACCCCUCGGGUGGCGUGAGUGCCAAGGAGAUGGUGAUCGGCCUGGAGGGUGUUGAACUGGGUGCUGAUGGCAAGACAGUGUCAUACACACAGUUCCUGUAUCCAACCAAUGUCCUGGGUCGUCGAAACACCAUCGACUCCACGUCAUCUUUCUCUCAGUCUCGCAAUGCAAGCCACCGCAGCCUCAGCCUGGCACGUGCCAACAGUAACCAGAGUAGCCUUGAUACCGGGAAUGAAGUGGGAGAUUUUAGGGAGUAUGACCCAAAUCUUUUGGAUGACCCGCAAUGGCCAUGUGGAAAGCACAAAAGAGUGCUUAUCUUUCCUUCAUACAUGACCACAGUCAUCGAGUAUGUCAAACCCUCUGAUCUCAAGAAAGGCAUGAAUGAGACUUUUAAGGAGAAGUUUCCUCAUAUUCGUCUAACACUGAGCAAGAUCAGAAGCCUGAAGAGAGAGAUCCGUAAACUAGCUCAAGAGGAGUGCGGCUAUGAGGAGUCCACGGUAGCCAUGGCCUUCGUUUACUUUGAGAAGCUGGUGCUCCAGGGUAAACUCAACAAACAGAACCGCAAACUCUGCGCGGGUGCCUGCGUCCUCCUCGCGGCCAAGAUCGGAGGAGACCUAAAGAAACAUGAAGUCAAGCAUCUGAUUGAUAAACUGGAGGAGAGGUUUAGGGUGAACCGUCGAGAGCUGAUCGCCUUUGAGUUCCCUGUUCUGGUGGCUCUAGAGUUCAACCUACAUCUCCCAGAGCAUGAAGUCAUGCCCCAUUAUAGACGCCUUCUGCAAAACUCCUAGCGACAGCCCCCAUCAGGGGAGACGUCCUUCUCUUCCUGAUCUUCUCACCCCAGAAACCCUCUAUGCACAUCGCCAACGUCCACUAUCAUCUCCAGAUAUUGGAAUGAAGACACUAUUUCACUGUUCUCCUUUCAGCCAAAGUGAUACCUCUAUAUUGAACGUUUGUUUCAACUGUAAGAAGCUACAUUCUAAAGGGAAUACCUUUUCCUUGACUGAUGAUUUCUCAGUUUACUGAGGACGUUUUAAACCGUUUAUUUGUUCUCCUACUUCCAGGGUGUAAGUGUUAAUGCUCAAGUGUUAAAAGGAAUAGUGAAAAUUCUGUCAUCAUUUGCUGAUCCCCAUUUUAUUCUAAACUAUUAUGCUGAUAUUUUUUCCAUGAAACACAAAAGGAAAACAUUUGAACAACCUUCAUGCUUGCUCUUUUACGUACAUUGACAGUUCAUAUUGAUGAUUAUCAAGCUCCAAAAACAAACCAUAAGAUUACAAAAUUGGUCCUAUCAACUUGCUCUACAUUAGAAGACUUCUGAAGCCAUAUAAUAACUUUUUGCAGGAUAAUACUAUUAUUUCAAAGGGAUGGUUUACCAAAAAGGAAAAUCAUUCCAAACCUGUAUGACUUUCUGUCUUCUGCAGAACACAACAGAAGAUUUUGUCCAUACAUUGAAAGCCAGUGGGGUCCAAGAAAUUAUAUUUUUCUUUCAGUAUUAACUUUUGUGUUCCAAAGAGAAAGGAAAUUCAUCCAGGUUUGAAAUGACAAGAGGGUCAGUGGAUGAUCCCCUUAAUCAUUAUUUACAGAAAAUUUCCUUCACCAAAAAAUUGAAUUAUUCAUGGUGUUCCAUGAAAAAAAAAAGAACAGUAUGGAUGUCGUAACAACGUUGAGUGAAAUGAGUCGAGGGUGAGCAAAUCAUGACAUAAAGUUUAUUGUUUGACUUAUUACAAAAACUGGCCAUUUCUUUUGAGUUUGGACUGUUUCAUUUUGCAUUCUUUCCAGAGGUUACAGUAUUCCUGUAUUUUUCCAUUCUUCUUCACAUCUUCCUUAAUUCCAAAGUUCUGCCAAAUUUCUCUGCACUCGAUCACUCUCGGUUGAAAGCAUUAAAAAAUAGUCAAAUGCUCCUGAACACUCGCAAGUAUGUGACUGUUUCUCGAUGACAUUCUCUUUAUGUACUACAAGUGCACUUUUCAGGUCUCAUGUAUGGCAGACCUUUAUGGCAUCUGCAGAAGCUGUAGUUGGAGGGGUUUUCAUCUCAUUUCCCAUUUCAUUUCAUUGUAUUUCAGUAGUCAGCAGUCCCUUUGUUAGUGUAAGCAAAAAUAUGAUGCGGACCGUAACAGCGACAUCUCUAGUGGGACUUUUAUACACAUUUUAUUGUACAUCAAUGUACCCCUGUAAAAUUAUUAUUUUUUUUUUUUACCUUAUCUUUCUGUGUUGACUUUGACAGUGGUGUGGCUUGCUGCACUCAUGGUUACUGUGUUCGUGCUCUAUGUUAGAGUGGAUUCUGAGCACAUUUGUAGUGCUACACUGUAUGAAGCAACAUCAGGUCAUACCGCUGAUAAUCAACAGCAUAUACUUAACUAGGCUCAAAAAUCUGUAUGACUUAUAUGCUAAGGUGUUGACUAAUGCAUGUACACCAAAGCAGUGUUAAACUUUUGAACGUUUCAAAUGUAAACGCUUCUUUUGGAAAAUGUUUGAUUUGAAAUGUUCCAUUUCUUCUGAACCAGAUAUUUUCUAUCACCAUUGGUGGUAUAGAAUUGUGUGUAAGCUGAAUUUUCUCUCACAGCACACAGACUGUGUUACUACAUUCAUAAUCCAGUUUUUAAAUCUGUAAAGUGUAUAUCGUUCACUAUGCACUACUCGGUUCCAUAAAUAAGUUAGAGAUUUAUGCAAAAAAGAAUCAGUUGAGAAGUAUCUAAUAGCAGAAUGAGUUAAACACUUUUAGAAGAGUAAUGGCAAACCUGCAUUUAACCAUUAAAUUCUAAAAUGAAUAAUGAAUGUAAAGAGAUUGGCCUUGUGAAAUGCACUUUAGGUUUUGUUAGCAAGUGACUGGGAUGCCCAGAUGAAACAUUUGUACAAUGCAGAUACAUUUGUGUAAAUAUGCUGCUUUGCUUGUUCAAUAAAAAGCUAAAUUUAGAAAA